Molecule: messenger RNA, 4714 nt
Organism: Molossus molossus (Pallas's mastiff bat)
Lineage: Eukaryota; Metazoa; Chordata; Mammalia; Chiroptera; Molossidae
Gene: CASK
Product: calcium/calmodulin dependent serine protein kinase
Exons: 25
Coding region: 182-2875 (897 amino acids)
Biological process (GO): regulation of neurotransmitter secretion; protein phosphorylation
Cellular component (GO): plasma membrane; basolateral plasma membrane; cell-cell junction
Molecular function (GO): protein kinase activity; ATP binding; signaling receptor binding
Source: RefSeq, a predicted model, not a curated record
CGCCCGCAGAGGAAGGCGCCGCAGUCUUCGGGCCUCGCAGCCCCACUCGAGCGUCCUCAGCAUCGAGGGCUCGUGGGUCCUGAGGGGAGGAGGCGAGCCAGGGGCCGGGCACUGAGCUCUUUGGCGCCCCCACCCCAGUUUUCGGAGCCCUCCACGCUGCGGCCGCUGUCCCCUCCGGACCAUGGCCGACGACGACGUGCUGUUCGAAGAUGUGUACGAGCUGUGCGAGGUGAUCGGCAAGGGUCCCUUCAGUGUUGUACGACGAUGUAUCAACAGAGAAACUGGGCAACAAUUUGCUGUAAAAAUUGUUGAUGUAGCCAAGUUCACAUCAAGUCCGGGGUUAAGUACAGAAGAUCUAAAGCGGGAAGCCAGUAUCUGUCAUAUGCUGAAACAUCCACACAUUGUAGAGUUAUUGGAGACAUAUAGCUCAGAUGGAAUGCUUUACAUGGUUUUUGAAUUUAUGGAUGGAGCGGAUCUGUGUUUUGAAAUUGUAAAACGAGCUGAUGCUGGUUUUGUAUACAGUGAAGCUGUAGCCAGUCAUUACAUGAGACAGAUACUGGAAGCUCUACGCUAUUGUCAUGAUAAUAACAUAAUUCACAGGGAUGUAAAGCCCCACUGUGUUCUCCUCGCCUCAAAGGAAAACUCGGCACCUGUUAAACUCGGGGGCUUUGGGGUAGCUAUUCAAUUAGGGGAGUCUGGACUUGUAGCUGGAGGACGCGUUGGAACACCUCAUUUUAUGGCCCCAGAAGUUGUCAAAAGAGAGCCUUAUGGAAAGCCCGUAGAUGUCUGGGGUUGUGGUGUGAUCCUUUUUAUCCUGCUAAGUGGUUGUUUGCCUUUUUACGGAACCAAGGAAAGAUUGUUUGAAGGCAUUAUUAAAGGAAAAUACAAGAUGAACCCACGGCAGUGGAGCCAUAUCUCUGAAAGUGCCAAAGACCUAGUGCGUCGCAUGCUGAUGCUGGAUCCAGCCGAAAGGAUCACUGUGUAUGAAGCGCUGAAUCACCCCUGGCUUAAGGAGAGAGAUCGUUAUGCCUACAAGAUUCAUCUUCCAGAAACAGUAGAGCAGCUGAGGAAAUUCAAUGCAAGGAGGAAACUAAAGGGUGCAGUACUAGCAGCUGUGUCAAGUCACAAAUUCAACUCAUUCUAUGGGGAUCCCCCUGAAGAGUUGCCAGAUUUCUCCGAAGACCCUACCUCCUCAGGAGCAGUCUCACAGGUGCUGGACAGCCUGGAAGAAAUUCACGCACUUACAGACUGCAGUGAAAAGGACUUAGAUUUUCUACACAGUGUUUUCCAGGAUCAGCAUCUUCACACACUACUAGAUCUGUAUGACAAAAUUAACACAAAGUCGUCGCCACAAAUCAGGAAUCCUCCAAGUGAUGCAGUACAGAGAGCCAAAGAGGUAUUGGAAGAAAUUUCAUGUUACCCUGACAAUAAUGAUGCAAAGGAACUAAAGCGUAUUUUAACACAACCUCAUUUCAUGGCCUUACUUCAGACUCACGAUGUAGUGGCACAUGAAGUUUACAGUGAUGAAGCAUUGAGGGUCACGCCUCCGCCCACCUCUCCCUAUUUAAAUGGUGAUUCUCCAGAGAGCGCCAACGGAGACAUGGAUAUGGAGAAUGUGACCAGAGUUCGGCUGGUUCAGUUCCAAAAGAACACAGAUGAACCUAUGGGAAUCACUUUAAAAAUGAAUGAGCUAAAUCACUGUAUCGUUGCAAGAAUUAUGCAUGGGGGCAUGAUUCACAGGCAAGGUACACUUCAUGUCGGUGAUGAAAUUCGAGAAAUCAAUGGCAUCAGUGUGGCUAACCAAACAGUGGAACAGCUGCAAAAAAUGCUUCGGGAAAUGCGGGGGAGUAUCACCUUCAAGAUCGUGCCAAGUUACCGCACUCAGUCAUCCUCCUGUGAGGACUUGCCAUCAACUACCCAACCAAAAGGACGACAGAUCUAUGUAAGAGCACAAUUUGAAUAUGAUCCCGCCAAGGAUGACCUCAUCCCCUGCAAGGAAGCUGGCAUUCGAUUCAGAGUUGGUGACAUUAUCCAGAUUAUUAGUAAGGAUGAUCACAACUGGUGGCAGGGUAAACUGGAAAACUCCAAAAAUGGAACUGCAGGUCUCAUUCCUUCUCCUGAACUUCAGGAAUGGCGAGUAGCUUGCAUUGCCAUGGAGAAGACCAAACAGGAGCAGCAGGCCAGCUGUACUUGGUUUGGCAAGAAAAAGAAGCAGUACAAAGACAAAUACUUGGCAAAGCACAAUGCAGUGUUUGAUCAAUUAGAUCUUGUUACCUAUGAAGAAGUUGUAAAACUGCCAGCAUUCAAAAGGAAAACACUAGUCUUAUUAGGUGCACAUGGUGUUGGGAGAAGACACAUAAAAAACACCCUCAUCACAAAGCACCCAGACCGGUUUGCAUACCCUAUUCCACAUACAACCAGACCUCCAAAGAAAGAUGAAGAAAACGGCAAGAAUUAUUACUUUGUAUCUCAUGACCAAAUGAUGCAAGACAUCUCUAAUAAUGAGUACUUGGAGUAUGGCAGCCACGAGGAUGCGAUGUAUGGGACAAAACUAGAGACCAUCCGAAAGAUCCACGAGCAGGGGCUGAUUGCAAUACUGGACGUGGAGCCUCAGGCGCUGAAGGUCCUGAGAACUGCCGAGUUCGCUCCUUUCGUUGUUUUCAUUGCUGCACCAACUAUUACUCCAGGUCUGAACGAGGAUGAAUCUCUUCAGCGUCUGCAGAAGGAAUCUGACAUCUUACAGAGAACGUAUGCACACUACUUCGAUCUCACAAUUAUCAACAAUGAAAUUGAUGAAACAAUCAGACAUCUGGAGGAAGCCGUCGAGCUCGUGUGCACAGCCCCUCAGUGGGUCCCAGUGUCCUGGGUCUAUUAGGCCUGUCCCCAGAUAUCUGACGCAUAACUGGGAGCCACCUCAUACAUGGAAACGCCUCUUUGUUAUCGGCCUUGUGUCAGCAGGUCGUGGUCCCUAGAGACUACCUAGUUGUAGUGUGACCUACAUUUAUAAUUAUUGUCAUGUCCGAAUAGGUAGGAGGAGAAAAACAAUUACACACUAAUUUAAAGAGACAGUAUCUUUUUUAAUCAGUUCUCCUAAACUUUAAUAAAAUGUAUCUUUAAAUGUAUGUAUUAUUCAAUCCUUUGGAAUGUUAUAUUUUUGGAAAUCAUAGCUUUUUAUUUCCAAGGCCCCUAAAAACUGCACAAAAUAGAUGCUGCUUUCUAUAAUCUAUUUUAAUAAUAAUAAACAAUGAUUCUGUUACCUUGACUGGGGGUGGAAUACUACAUUCUUUUUAGAGUCUGAUUUUAUGGAUUGGAAUAUCUUUCUUUCCUUUAUUUAUUUGAAAUAAUCAGUCUAGUGAUUACAAAACAGUCAUAAAUUUUUAAAGACCUUUUUUCUCUUUCUUUUUUUUAGAAUAGAAUUUUUUUUAAGUCCUUUAUGUAACAUCCAGAUAAUGUGAUACUGUCUCUUUGAAGCACCCUGUAAACCUUUUAGAGAUUUGAAGUUGGGUCUUGACUCUUAAUGCAUGUGGACAGUCGCGAGCGUUUAUGCUGUUGGUGUGUCUGUGUUGGACAAAACGAUCUGUAAUCUACAGCCAAGUACAUUCCGUUCACGGGGCACACCCAGGGGAAUAAGAAUCAAAUGCUAUUAUGACUAAGUUGUAAAACCUAUGCACAUCCCUUGCAUUUCGGGCAACUUUAUAAAAAACAAAAACAAAACUGAUUUUUAUUAAUAAUAAUCAUAUAGUGAGAUGUGUUUGUAAUUUUGUCUCAAUUUAAUUUGUUGUAAGGUGGGAGGGGGAAUUGCUGGUUUCACCAUUUCAGAUCUGUGUUGUCUGAGAGUAUUAACGUUUUAAUUAAGCAAAGAAAUGAGGAUUUUUAAUAUGUAUGUAAUUGUUUUAAAGCACCCAUUUUAAGAGAAUAUACUGUGCAAUGAAGAAACCAGUUUAGGCACUUGCCAUAAACUGAAUUAUUCCAAAAGAAUAUAACAGCCCUGUAAAUUCCUUUAAAAUGAUAACUAACAGGACAGUUUGACCAACUUUUUUAAAUAUACUUCCUUUUAUGUGUUCAAUAUUAAAUGCCUUUGGGUCCGUCAUUUCAUUAUAGAUUUGUUCAGAUAUACAAGCCGAUAAUCUUUUAGAUUUUAUAAUUCAUUAGAUGCUCAUUGAACCAUUGAAGGCCCAGGAGGGACUAUCAGUUGGCAGGACAACAAAAUACUCCGCCAGAGCACAGCUCAGACCGUGCCUGGCUCCCAGAGCACAUGCAGUGCACCCAAGGGCCACCCUUGUACUAGAGGCCAUCUGUGGUUUUUCUUUCCUCUUGCUAUAUCCCUUGGCACAGGACAAUCAUCUUUCCCUGUUGCUUUAGAGACAUUAACCAUCUCAUCACCCUUACAUGAGGUCACAUCCUUCCAAUAAUAGCAGAUUCGGGCUGGGGGUUUUCCGACUCUUGCCAGAGGUCAGUGGAAGGUUUUUCAUUACAGUGGCAGGGUGUAUGAAGUGGUUCUAUUAACCUGUGAUCCUUGAAAAAUUACCAUCAUGUUUGCUUCUUGACAGUUAGAUGGCCUCAUCGCUUUGUGCCUUGGCAGGAUGUGCAGGUUGUGUUCUGAGCUGAAAAGCUCAUCUUGAAGGACCACACAGAGAAGACAUUUGUAUACUCCUUUUAUGGUGUCAUCCCUCCCCACCUACUCUUAUUAAAUGAUGCUGAUUUUUUUUUUCUC